GAUAAACAAACUCGUCAUGGCUGAAGGUCAGCCAUCAAAAGUGCAGAAGAUGUUAGAAAAGUUACAGAUUUUGGAUAAUGAAGAUGAACAGAACGAAUGUUUAGACAGAAUAUUGAAUUAUCUUACAAGUGCUGACAAUGAAGACACAGUUGAGGAAGCUAUAGAAACAGCAGCUGAGGGUGGAAUGUUAGAUGAUCUUUAUAGUAUACUGACCAAUACAACAGGACAAACUCAGUCAAAAGUCAUACAGAUAUUAGCUGAACUUGCAAAAGUUGAGGCCUUGAGAGUUCCAUGUGUCAACUUGGGAUUCGUUCCUAUUCUCCUUCCAAUUUUGGAAUCAGAAGACAUCUCCAUAGCAACGCAAGCUUGCAGAACUUUGGGAAAUAUCUGUUUUGAAAAUGAUGAGGGCAGAAAUGCAGUUGAUUCAUUUGAUGGAAUGGCUAAGUUGUUGUCUCUUUUGAAGUCAAAGAUAAAGAGUGAAGAGGAAGGAGCAGACAGACUCCGUACCAUAGCUUGUGGAUUUCUUCUGAAUCUUACAAAUACACAUGAAAGUCUUCAAGAAAGAGCUUUAGAAGAAGGAGUAUUAGACAUGUUAGAACAAUAUAUAUCCUACCACCUAUCUGAUAGAGCCUUAUGUAACAUGGUUCUCCUCACAGUCAGCAGCUUUGCUGAUUCAGACUUCAGUAGAGACAGACUGGUAAAGUCUAACCUGUGUAAUACUAUUGUCAACCUGUUACAGUCUGAUAAUGAUGGAGCUCAUACUGAUACUAUACUAGAUAUGUUGAUCAACAUGUCAGAAUGGGAUGAGAUCAAGGACUUGUUGGCAGAGACAAAUUUAAGCAAUCACUUGAUCAGGAUUAUCCAAUCAAAGACUGGCAAAUUAGACACUGAAAGUCAACAGACAAUCAAAAUGGCAUCUGAUUUGCUAGUUCUUUUGCUCACUGGUGACAAGAGCAUGGAAGCAUUAUUUAAGAAUAGUGAAGGUCCAGUAUUUUAUGAGAUAGUGAAAUGGUUAGACAGUGAUGUUGAUCAUUUAAGAUUGUCUGGAGCUCUGGCUGUCGGAAAUUUUGCAAGAAAUGAUGAUCACUGUCGAAAGUUGGUAGAAGAAGGAGUUUUAGACAAAUUAUUAUCUGUACUUAAAAAUUCUGACGAGGAACAAAUAACACUACGACAUGCUAUACUUAGUGCUCUUAGAAACCUAGCCAUUCCAGUAUCUAACAAGCAAUUAUUGGUACAGUGUGGUGUCUUAGAAGCUGUAAUGAUUUUAACAUCAUCAAAUGUAAUGGCUGUAAUCUUCAAAUUAUUAGGGGUACUUAGAAUGCUAGUUGAUGGGCAAGAAUCAGUAGCAUUACAGCUUGGAAACAAUAGAGAUUUUUUAAACAAGUUGGUGAAAUGGUGUGAAUGUGAUGAACAUGCUGGAGUUCAAGGAGAAGCUUCAAGAAUGUUGGCAUGGUUGAUAAAAAAUGGGAGAUCAACUGAAUUAAUGAGAAAUAUUGUUCGGGAAGAUGGAGUACAACCUUUGGUUACCAUGGUUUCAUCAGAACAUAUUGUAAUGCAGAAUGAGGCCCUGAUGGCCUUGACAUUAAUAGCAUCGACUAUAUUAGCUGAUGCAGCUCUUCAGUUGAAGGAGGCAGAACUUGCUGAGACAAUCAUUUCUUUAUUAGGAAAUCCAGAUGUCAUUCCAGAAAUACUGUGUAAUACACUUACACUCACUAAAACUGUGUGUGAAGCAGCUACACCACCCUUCUCACAGUUAAUACCAUGUGGUGGUUUGUUUAUGUGUUCAGGACUACUGUCUGAUAUGCAAAAAAACUUAAAAGAUGAAAUAAUGAACUCAGGACUAACCAAUAUUGUCAAAAGUUUGAAGGAGCAUAAAGAUGAGAAAGUGAGAGACAGUGCAAGCAAAGUCUUGACAGUGAUUGAAGAAAUGCCGCUAGAACGAUAAUACUGAAAUAGGGAACAGGGAUACAGUCCAGUGGGGUAGUGCCCUGAUGUGUUACCUCAGGCCAGAAACCAAGCUCAAAGACAUUUUUGUGUUUGUGAUACUUUUAAUAGUCAUCAUGGGCAGUUAUAUGAUGACUUUAGACAGAUGUGAUGAACUUUAGAAUUUUUAAACUAGGAAUAAAAUUGUAAUUAAUUUGUAUAUAACCAACUCCAAAACACUUAUAUAUCUUAAAGUCAUUACACAUAUAUCUUAUCACUGCUUUGUGAAAUGUUGGGGUAAUCCAAUGUGUAACUCUAUUAUAAAACAGUAAUGUACAGUUUCUCAAGGUUCUUUGCUUGUCUGACUAAUGUGGUCAUAAAAUAUUAUCAAAUAGCAUCCAUAAUCCAUUUUCACCAUUGUAUUUUUUCUUUAUUUGUGUCAUACUAAGAAAUAAAAAUUAUGAUGUAGAAUGAGCAGUACUUUUAUUGCAGUUUAUUAGCUGCAAAGUCAUACCUUCAAUAAUAUACUCACACAGGCUUAUUGAAAAAUGACUUCAUAAAAUAUUGGGCAAAGAACAAACCUGCAACUCUUUUAUUUUGUAAACUAUGUUCAGCAUUUUUGUACUAACUGAUAAAAGUGCUACAAACUAUUAAGAAUUGUUUUAUGAUCUAUAAACCUAUUAUAGAUUUUCAUGCUUUUAUCUUUGUUGAUUUUGCAUGUGUAUAUAUAAGGUAAAUAGUAAGCACUGUGUGUUAGUUAAUGCUGCCAAACAUUGUCGAACAUCAUAUGCAAAGCAAAUUACAAUCAUUGUUAAAAUACCUGUUUUUCCAGGAAGUCAAUUCGCUAUCUCAGAAUCUAAAGGAUUAUGGGUUAUUUUAGUGUUUGUACCCCAAAAUGAAAAUAAUGUCAGGUCAUUGGUUGAGUUUCCAUUGUUUAGAAUAUUUUCAACCAAUCACAGUGUUUGGUGUAAGCUUUUGAAAAUAUUACCCAGAAUUCAUUAGAUUCUGAAACAGCCAAUUGUGAAUGUUAUGUUUUGUUUGUAUUGUUGUUUGAUAUGGUUAACUUUUUAAAUUAAUGUCAUAAUUAUUUUUUAUGCCAACCACGAAGAGAGCAGAAUUUGGGAAACAUCUUUUUGAUGUUUGUCCAUUCUUAUGCACUCAAGGUUUAUACAUAUAUAUUUAUAUAUGUAUACUGUAAAAACAUCAUUAUUUGUGGUGACAAUUUUUGAGGCUUUCAUUGUUCUUUAAAACUGCAUAAUACCAAAAUGACAUUUCUAAUUUAUAUUUAUUUAUUUAUUUUGUGCAAUGUAUGAAACAUCGAAUUUUAGAACCUGUUGAUUUUAUUUUUCCAGAAACCAUUUUGAUUUAUUAUACUUCAUGUUGAAAUUCCAGAUUUUGAUUGGUUAAUACAAGGGUGAUAAUUUACUUUAUCCCAUUGCUCAUACUCUAUUAAACUUCACAGAUACCAUUAAUCAAUUGUAUGCUUUAUUUAAUGAGGAUUGUUGUUAUGUACAAUACAUAAUGGUUUAUUACUUUGAAUUUGAAAUUUAAUAGACAGUAAAAAGAGAACAUACAUUAUAAGAAAUUAAAUAACACAUAUCUGAGAGUGUGAUAAAGCAGAUUGUUAUCCCUCGAAAAAACAUGAUCAACCUUGGCUUCUCCUUUAUUAACAAGUUUUAUAUAAGUUUGUUUUAAGUAUGCAUUAAAUUAAAUUUCAUUUUGAAAUUUGAAUGAAAUACUCUGAAAAUUUCGAUUUUUGAUUGCAAUAAAAAAUCUUUCAAAUUGUAAUGUAUAAAAUUUGAUUCUAUCAUA
This is a messenger RNA of Mytilus californianus (California mussel), 3735 nucleotides long. RefSeq names its product rap1 GTPase-GDP dissociation stimulator 1-B-like. NCBI's taxonomy places the organism in Eukaryota, Metazoa, Mollusca, Bivalvia, Mytilida, Mytilidae. Gene Ontology annotation, cellular component: cytosol. The coding region runs from base 17 to 1945 and encodes 642 amino acids. Gene Ontology annotation, molecular function: protein binding; guanyl-nucleotide exchange factor activity. The record is from RefSeq and is a predicted model, not a curated record. The transcript has 16 exons. Gene Ontology annotation, biological process: positive regulation of GTPase activity.